AUGGCCAGUCCCAAAGUUAUGUACAAGUGUGAUAGUAUAACGGAAAAGGACUAUAUAAGCAUCCAGUGCUUGCCUGAAGGAAUCACAUCCUGCAAAGUCUCAAGCACAAUGAAGGGGUUGGCGGUGAUCCUCGCGAGCCUCUGUUUUUUGGCGGUUUCGCUCGCCGUUCCCGAUCGGCUUGGUGGGCAUCAUAACCACCCUCCGCAUGCCCACCCGCCACCCCAGAAUGGUUACAAAUUACCUCCACCACCACCCCAGCCUCCUACGUAUGUGCCCCCCACCAAAACCCCGCCUCCACCUGUUCCCCCAAUCUACCGGUCCUACACCACCGCCACUCCCUCAACCUACCGCCCCUACACCACCGCCACUCCCUCAACCUACCGGCCCUACACCACUGCUAAGCCCCCACCCUAUACAUAUGGGCCACCUAUCACGACAACCUACCGGCCCUACACCACCGCCACUCCCUCAACCUACCGCCCCUACACCACUGCCAAGCCCCUACCCUAUACAUAUGGGCCACCUGUCACAACAGAGAAGCCGAAGUACUGGUUCGAUUGGGCAGUAAACGACCAUUAUUCCGGCAACGAAUAUAACAUGCAGGAACACCGUGACGGUGAAAAGACCGAGGGAUUCUACAACGUUUUGCUUCCCGACACGCGAGUCCAGAAAGUCACUUACACUGUCGAUGGCGACUCCGGUUUCGUGGCUGUAGUUACUUACGAAGGAGAGGCUAAGGAACCUACACACGGACACACUUAUCUGCCUCCUACUCCUCCUACACCUCCUUCCAAAUAUGGUACUCCUCGUACACCUCCUUCCAAAUAUGGUACUCCUCGUACACCUCCUUCCAGCUAUGACCUGGCUAUGCUUCUGCAACCCAUGACUUACUACUACAUCCUCCUUACCAAUGGUCGUCUGCAGAAAGUCGCCUACACUGUCAACGGCGUCUCUGGCUACGUGGCUGAGGUCGGCUACAAGGGUGAGGCCAGGUACCCUGAGUAUAAGGCUGCUCCUGCCUACAUGCCUGUUCCUGCCUACAAGCCUGCCCCUGCCUACAACCCUGUUCCUGCCUACAAACCCGCUUCUACCUAUGCUUAG
This is a messenger RNA of Penaeus indicus, 1101 nucleotides long. RefSeq lists its product as uncharacterized. Lineage: Eukaryota; Metazoa; Arthropoda; Malacostraca; Decapoda; Penaeidae. Gene Ontology annotation, cellular component: extracellular matrix. The record is from RefSeq and is a predicted model, not a curated record. Bases 1 to 1101 code for a protein of 366 amino acids. The transcript has 6 exons.